This is a messenger RNA of Sclerotinia sclerotiorum 1980 UF-70, 759 nucleotides long. RefSeq lists its product with no specific name. Bases 1 to 759 code for a protein of 252 amino acids. NCBI's taxonomy places the organism in Eukaryota, Fungi, Ascomycota, Leotiomycetes, Helotiales, Sclerotiniaceae. The transcript is spliced from 3 exons. The record is from RefSeq and is a predicted model, not a curated record.
AUGACAAAGAUGUUCAAUAAAAUCCAAGUAUCUAAGAGGGGACGCCCAGGGUGUUAUGAAUGUGAAAAGCCUGAGUUUUUAGGUUUAUGUGAUACUUGUAGCUUCGAAAGGUCCUUGACGGUGGUAUCUGAUGGAUGGUCAACAUUGGCAUCACCGGAUAAGAAGAAUCCCCCUCCCGAGAGGAAAGAUCCAUCUCCUGACGCGAACAGUUGUCCCCAAUGUGGAGCAGGACCACUAAAGGGCACGAUCAAAUGGUUUUCAGAAAUUUUAUGUACAGUCAACAAACUAGGCAUCGUUGUGCGCGUCUCGGGCGUACAGCGAGGAGAAUUAAGGAAAAUGGAAGGAACUAAAGCAAAUAUUGAGGUUUAUGUGAAUACUACUCAAUAUUCAAAGGAAGAAUCGGCAGAGGAACAUCAUGCAUCAUCAAGGUAUUCAAAGGAAGAAAGUCCCAAUACGACUCCAUCUAAUUACUCCACUUUGGUGAAAAGACGUAGAGGUUAUAAUGCUCUACCUUACUUAGAAAACCGGGAUACAAGGAAAGUUGAAAGUUAUGUUCCAACAAAUGAAUGGCCUACCGAAUGUGAAAUUCCACCUUCAUCUCUUGUAAGAAGAGGAACGCAGUGGCUUUCCACCAUCCCCCGAGCGAUGAUUGUCGGUGUUAGCAGUCUCUUGGGCUUUCGGAAAGUCCGUACUUUAUACGAUGAGGAAGCAGCUGUCGAUACUGAGCUUGCACGAUGGGUAGACGAGAAGAUGAACUGA